Messenger RNA from Vitis riparia (riverbank grape), 2295 nucleotides. RefSeq names its product 3-hydroxy-3-methylglutaryl-coenzyme A reductase 1. Lineage: Eukaryota; Viridiplantae; Streptophyta; Magnoliopsida; Vitales; Vitaceae. Gene Ontology annotation, molecular function: protein binding; hydroxymethylglutaryl-CoA reductase (NADPH) activity. The record is from RefSeq and is a predicted model, not a curated record. Gene Ontology annotation, cellular component: endoplasmic reticulum membrane; peroxisomal membrane. The coding region runs from base 1 to 1782 and encodes 593 amino acids. The transcript has 4 exons. Gene Ontology annotation, biological process: sterol biosynthetic process; coenzyme A metabolic process; isoprenoid biosynthetic process.
AUGGAUGUUCGCCGUCGGCCUCCUAGGCCACCGCGUGUGACGGCGGAUGCCACUCUUGAAAGUGAGCGGCACCACCGGCUGAAGCCGACGGGGGCCGUGGACGGGCCACCUUCUCCUCCGACUCCAAAAGCCUCGGAUGCACUGCCUCUUCCUCUCUACCUCACCAACGGCAUUUUCUUCACCCUCUUUUUCUCUGUCGCGUACUACCUCCUCCACCGGUGGCGCGACAAGAUCCGAACGCACACUCCGCUCCACGUCGUUACUCUCUCCGAAAUCGCCGCUAUUGUUUCUCUGAUCGCAUCCUUCAUCUAUCUCCUGGGUUUCUUCGGCAUCGAUUUUGUACAAUCUUUCAUUUCGCGUGCUUCUCACGACGCCUGGGACGUGGACGACGAUGCUCCUAAUCAUUUCAUCAUCGAUGAAGAUCGCCGCCGCGGGCCGUGCCCUGCCUCCAUAGAAUGUCCCGUGCCUCCGAUCACCGCCAUUGCAUCUCCGUCGAAAAUGGUAGAUCCGGCGCCGGUUAAAUUGCCCGAAGAGGACGAGGAAAUCGUUAAAUUAGUAGUUUCCGGGACGAUUCCGUCGUACUCGCUCGAAUCGAAGCUCGGAGACUGUAAGCGCGCGGCGUCGAUUCGCCGUGAGGCGCUGCAGAGACUGACAGGCAAGUCGCUUCUGGAACUGCCGUUUGAAGGAUUUGAUUACCAAGCAAUUUUAGGGCAGUGCUGUGAGAUGCCAGUCGGAUACGUGCAAAUUCCCGUGGGGAUCGCCGGACCGUUGUUACUUGACGGGUUAGAGUAUUCGGUGCCGAUGGCGACGACGGAAGGGUGUUUGGUAGCCAGUACCAACAGAGGUUGUAAGGCGAUCUAUGUGUCUGGUGGAGCAACGAGCAUGGUGUUGAGAGAUGGGAUGACGAGAGCCCCAGUGGUGAGGUUCGCGACAGCAAAGAGGGCUGCAGAAUUGAAGUUUUUCUUGGAGAAUCCGGAAAAUUUCGAGACUUUGUCAGUCAUUUUUAACAGAUCGAGUAGAUUUGCAAGGCUGCAAAGUAUUCAAUGUGCUAUGGCUGGGAAGAAUCUUUACAUAAGAUUUAGCUGCAGCACUGGUGAUGCAAUGGGCAUGAACAUGGUUUCGAAAGGGGUUCAAAAUGUCCUGGAUUUCCUUCAAAAUGACUUCCCAGACAUGGAUGUUAUUGGCAUCUCUGGAAAUUUUUGUUCAGACAAGAAACCAGCUGCUGUAAACUGGAUUGAAGGGCGUGGUAAGUCCGUGGUUUGUGAGGCAGUCAUCAAGGAGGAUGUGGUAAGGAAGGUGUUGAAAACAAACAUAGCAGCCCUGGUAGAGCUUAACAUGCUCAAGAACCUUGCUGGUUCUGCGGUUGCUGGUGCUCUGGGUGGAUUUAAUGCCCAUGCUGGCAACAUUGUGUCUGCAAUAUUUAUAGCCACUGGCCAGGAUCCGGCCCAAAAUGUUGAGAGUUGCCACUGCAUUACAAUGAUGGAAGCUGUUAAUGAUGGGAAGGAUCUUCACAUCUCUGUGACCAUGCCUUCUGUCGAGGUGGGAACAGUUGGAGGUGGGACUCAACUUCCAUCUCAAUCUGCUUGUCUAAACCUACUGGGCGUAAAGGGUGCAAGCAAAGAGUCACCAGGAUCAAACUCAAAGCUGUUGGCCACCAUCAUAGCCGGUUCAGUUUUGGCCGGGGAGCUCUCCUUAAUGUCUGCCAUUGCAGCCGGACAGCUUGUCAAGAGCCACAUGAAAUACAAUAGAUCCAGCAAAGACGUGUCCAAAGUUGCCUCUUAGAAAGAAAGCCCCAGCGGAAGACUUGAAAUUUAUGGAAAUAGAAGCUAAGUCCAUGUGAAAUUGCUUUCUGUCAUAGCUGUAAAGCACGCAAUUAUGAAAGCUGAGAAGGUAGACGCGUAACAUCAAUUAUUGUUCUUAAUUCUGGUCCACCCUCUCUCUCUCUCUCUCUCUGUAUUUUGUAGCAUCCUUUGCAAUUUGUGAGCUUAGAGGCCCCCUUCAAAUAUCUGGUCUGUAUCUUGUCCUAAUUGUGAAUUUUUAGCUUCUGCCUUCUCCCAUUAUUUUUUUUCUUUCCUCUAGCUGUCUCUGUUAUUUGUUUGUAUUAUGGGGAGAGACGAACUUCUGAAAUUGUUUGGGACUGUCUGGUGUUCUCUGUGGUGUGUUUUAAUUUUUAAUUUUUAAUUUUAGUUUUUUCUACAGUGGAAUGAAAGUUGGGGAAAACUCACCUUUUAGUUUGUGGCAUGUAACAAUCAGUUUAAUUGCCUGUGCUUGUAUGAAUAAAAAAUUAUUGGGAAA